Molecule: messenger RNA, 2358 nt
Organism: Cataglyphis hispanica
Lineage: Eukaryota; Metazoa; Arthropoda; Insecta; Hymenoptera; Formicidae
Product: SH3 domain-binding glutamic acid-rich protein homolog
Exons: 5
Coding region: 278-865 (195 amino acids)
Cellular component (GO): cytoplasm
Source: RefSeq, a predicted model, not a curated record
CCGAAUGACGUAGAGACCAGGCAGGCAGCGGAAAGCCCGGACUUGGGCCGGCCCGUCUUUCGCUCGUUAAAAUCAGUGUACUACGCGUCAGCGUGUAAGCUAGUGUAAUCGGCUAAUAGCGACUGGAGCGACCGGUUGUUGGUGAUCGGCUACAAAGUUGCCCCUGGUGUUCCCGUACUUCCGUACGUCCGAUCGCUAAUCGGAUCGGAGCGCAGCGAGAGAGUGUACGUCGUCGUGUUCCAGGCAGCCAGCCAGCCAGCCGGUGGUACAGCCAACGAUGGUCGUCAAAAUCUACAUAUCGGGUAUCAGCGGCAACAAGGAAGUGAAGAAAAGACAACAACGUGUGACGAUGAUUCUAGAUAGUAAAAAUGUGGAAUAUGAGAUUAUUGAUAUAACAGAGCCAGGCAAGGAAUUAGAGAAAGAAUUCAUGCAAGCUAAUAGUAAUGCAAGAACCAAUAAGUAUCCAUUACCACCGCAAAUAUUUAAUGAGGAUGAUUAUUGUGGAGAUUAUGAAGACUUUGAUUUAGCAAACGAAUUGGAUGAAUUGGAAAAGUUUUUGAAAGUAAUGCCGGCAGUCAGUACUGCAGAAAUCACUCUUGAUUCAAAAUCUCAGAGUGAUGGAAUCCAAGAGAAUGGAAAUACUUCAAGUCGAGAGCCUUCUGCGGACAAAGAAGCGGAUAUAGUACUCUCCGACAGUUUACCAGAAAGAACAACUUUAGACAGCGAGAAUAAAGCCUUAGAUGACUCUAAACCGACUGAAGUAGAUAGCGCGACAAAAAUUAUCACUAGUGACGAAGGCGAACAUGUCGAAGAUAAUGGAGAUAAAAAUGAAGAGAAAUCCGACGACCAAGAGAAAGAGGAAUAGAUAUGAGAGAUAUACCCACAUGUAAAGUUGGGAUAUAUUCCAUACAUCCUUCCUUUUCCACCCACAAGCGUAUUUUGCAAAGCUACGUUUAUUACAUUACUAAGGCUGAAUGAAGGUACUGCCAAGAUAAUAUUCUGUAUUGGAAAGUCUGCUGAAUGAACAGUACAAGUGACACGCAUAGAGAACAUACUUUUAUAGAAUAUACUUUGUAUUUUAGAUCAAGCGCGUCUUCACACACCAAUGUCUUUUCCAACAGGUUUGAUUACGUGAUAUGAGACAAUUCCUUCAUAUUGCUAUCCUUAUACACGUCUUCACCUUUAUUGUUUAUUAUUUUGCAUUGUUUCACAUACUGCACUACACCCAAUAUAUUACAACACUCUCGACAAUGAAAUUAAAGUAUAUAUUUUUCUUUUACCUUUUUGUUUUUCAUAAGUAUGCAACUUCUCGAUUAUUAUGUUGCAGCGUGCAAAUAAAAAUAUAUAUAUAUAUAGAAUAUAGCAACAGAGAUGCAUACACACAACAUACAUACAAUAUUAUUUGAGAUAUAUGAGGACAAAUAUAGAUAUAUUUCUAUUAUAAAUCAAAUUUCUUUAGAUCUAAAAAUAUAAUUGCACGUUACACAUGAGAAAAUUUUGACACUUAUAUUAUACAUUUAAAAGUCUCAAACAUAUACAGUAUUAAAGAUAAUUUUAACUUGUUAUUUGAAUAUUUCAUUGUGUUAAGGUAUGAAAACAGUUUUUUCAAAUAUGCUGUAAAAAGUCAUUGAAAUUUUUCUUCAAAUUAUUAUAUAUUACAUAUUAAAGAGAAUUAUAUAGUUUUUAGAAAAAAACAGAACAAAAAAGAAGAGAUUUCUAGAUUUUUAUAGCUCAAUUAUAAAUAUCUAUUUUUAUUGUAUAAACUUUUAUUCAUAUUUCUAUAUAUAUAUAACAGAAUUUACUAGUACAUAUGAUUCAUACUAGCAUGACAUAAUUUCAUCGAUAUGUAUGCAUAUGACUCACAGUUACUACUCAGCAUGAUCUAUCAAAACCUUUGAUUUUAAUCAAUUGUGAUUAUGGAUUUUUUAUAUUUAAAGAGAGUUCUACUUUAAAACACAAAAAAAUUGAAGAUUUGAAAUGUUUAUAAGUUAUAUUAUAAUAUAUAUAAUAUAUAAAAAUUUACAAAGAAAAAAAUUUCUUACAACUGCUACUAUUGGAUGGAAACAAUAAAUUCUUAAUAAUAUGUGAGAAAUAUUUAUUUGAUAUAAAUUAUAGUUUUAAUGUUUUUAAAAUAAUAGUAUAUGAUAAUAGCAGCAGUUGUAGCAAUUGAGAGGCCUAUAUUUCUCUUAUUGCUUUAAUAACACAUUUUCUUCUUGUAUUAGAUAAGAUUAAUAUCUUGUGUAAAUCUCUUAUUGCUUAUAUAUCGUUCAAACAAUACCAUUAUCAUAAAAAAUUCAGCUUUAUGCAGCAUUUGCUAUAUACGAACUGCUUUGUUAUGAAUAAAUGAAAUAAAAAUUA